AUGAGCCUCGCCGCCGACUCACCGUCGCCCUCCCUCUCUUCCCCGAGCGACGACGACGACGACUUCGCUGACCUUCUAGCCGCGGAGCUCGAGCUCGAGCUCUCCUCCGCCGCCGACUCCGCUCCCCAUGCCGACCCCUCCGCGUCACCCGCCAGCGACCACGACGAAGAGGGGGAGGAGGACGUGGUGGUCGAAGUAGACGCCCUAGAGCAGGGCAGUAGCAAGAGGCGUAGAGUGGGGGAACAGCACCAAGAUCGAACAACAGCAGUGAUGCCUGAUGAAGAUGCCACUGGUUCAUUUAAAGAUGAUCAAGUAAAGAUAUGUCCUCCGCAUCCUGGAUUUUUUGGUGGACUAUGCUUUAGAUGUGGGAAAAGCCAAGAUGAGGAAGAUGUUUCAGGAGUUGCUUUUGGUUACGUCCACAAGGGUUUGAGGCUAGGUACUUCAGAAAUGGACAGGCUACGUGGGUCUGAAGUGAAGAAUUUGUUGCGUGACAGAAAACUGGUGCUUAUUUUAGACUUAGAUCAUACACUCAUUAAUUCAACCAGACUCCAUGAUAUUUCUGCUGCUGAGAUGGACCUGGGGAUUCAAACUGCUGCAUCAAAAGAUCUUCCGAACAAAAGCUUGUUCAAUUUACAGGGAAUGUAUAUGCUUACAAAGUUAAGACCCUUUGUCCGUAAAUUUUUAGAAGAAGCAAGCAGUAUGUUUGAGAUGUAUAUAUACACCAUGGGUGACAAGGCUUAUGCAAUUGAAAUAGCAAAGCUGCUUGACCCUGGUAAUGUCUAUUUUGGUUCAAAAGUGAUUUCAAACUCUGACUGCACUCAGCGCCACCAGAAAGGCCUUGACGUGGUUCUUGGAGCUGAAAGCACUGCAGUGAUUCUUGAUGACACUGAGCACGUCUGGCAGAAGCAUAAAGAAAACCUGAUUCUGAUGGAGAGAUAUCAUUAUUUUGCUGCGAGCUUGCGCCAGUUUGGUUUUAACGACAGAUCUUUGUCAGAGUUGAUGCAGGAUGAAAGGGAGAGCGACGGUGCUUUGGCUACAAUUUUAGAUGUCCUGAAGCGCAUACACGCAAUUUUCUUUGACUCGGGUGUUGAAACUGCUCUUUCUUCGCGAGACGUAAGACAGGUAAUCAAGCGGGUGCGUCAGGAAGUGCUGCAGGGCUGCAAACUAGUCUUCACUCGAGUGUUCCGAUCGGAUUGCCGGGCACAGGAUCAGAUAAUCUGGAAGAUGGCCGAGCAGCUGGGCGCCGUUUGCUGCUCAGAAGUGGAUUCCACUGUCACUCAUGUGGUCGCCCUGCACUCUGGGACAGACAAGGCCCGCUGGGCUGUCAAGAACAAGAAGUUCCUGCUCCACCCGCGCUGGAUCGAGGCCUGCAACUACCGGUGGCAACGGCUGCCGGAGGAAGGUUUCCCGGUACCUAAAUCCAAGGAGAAGGGCAAGGAAAAGGUUACGGAGGAUGCUCAGACUGACUCGUAGGGUAUGCGCAGCUGAUUAACCGAUCAACUACUGGUUCGGAUGCCAUGUUUACGACUAACUUAGAUCUGUAGCUACGCAACACUGCUUUUGGGAGACUAUCUUAGGAUACUAGUCUCCGUGGGAUAGAAAGUUUAGCUUUUGGGGGUCCGCAGUGUUAUCUAUGGAACGUGUGGCAUGCAUUUUGUUGCUGGCCUGCAUUACAU
Lolium rigidum is the source of this 1676-nucleotide messenger RNA. RefSeq names its product RNA polymerase II C-terminal domain phosphatase-like 4. Gene Ontology annotation, molecular function: RNA polymerase II CTD heptapeptide repeat phosphatase activity. Gene Ontology annotation, cellular component: nucleus. The coding region runs from base 1 to 1473 and encodes 490 amino acids. NCBI's taxonomy places the organism in Eukaryota, Viridiplantae, Streptophyta, Magnoliopsida, Poales, Poaceae. The record is from RefSeq and is a predicted model, not a curated record. The transcript has 8 exons.